Molecule: messenger RNA, 775 nt
Organism: Rhodotorula graminis WP1
Lineage: Eukaryota; Fungi; Basidiomycota; Microbotryomycetes; Sporidiobolales; Sporidiobolaceae
Exons: 7
Coding region: 35-736 (233 amino acids)
Biological process (GO): intracellular protein transport; Golgi to vacuole transport; macroautophagy
Cellular component (GO): endoplasmic reticulum membrane; Golgi apparatus; ER to Golgi transport vesicle membrane
Molecular function (GO): SNAP receptor activity; SNARE binding
Source: RefSeq, a predicted model, not a curated record
CCUCGUUCACCGACAACAGCCUCGCGCGCUCGCCAUGGACUCGUCCGUCUUUGUCGAGUACGAGACGGACCUCGUCACCGUCCUCAAGAGCGUCGGCGACAAGAUCGCGAGCGAGGCUCACUCGCUGCGAGGAGAUGAACGUAAGACGCUUCUGAGCCGGCUAGGCCGCGAGCUGGACGAGGCCGACGAGAUUAUCGAGCAGAUGCAGCUCGAGGCGCAGACGGCCGACAAGGACGACAAGGUCGAGUUCCAGGGCAAGCUGCGCAAUCAUCGGGCUACGCUGGCGCGGCACAAGGGCGAGAUUAAGGCCCUCGCGACCAGCGCCGACCGCGAUGCGCUCCUCGCCACCCCCUCCUCCUCGGCACCACGCGGCGACCACGUCGCCCUCGAGAUGGACUCGCGGUCCGGCUCGCCGUCGUUCGCCCAGGCGCAGCGCCUCCUGUCGGCGACCGACAAGCUUGCCGAUGGUCAGCGACGACUCGAGGAGAGUCAUCGAGUCGCGCUCGAGACCGAGGACCUCGGGACGGGCAUCUUGCGGGACUUGAGGGGCCAGAGGGAGACGCUCGAGCACACGAGGGACACGCUGUACGAGGCGGACGGGUCGAUCGACCGGGCGGCGGGCACGCUCAAGAAGAUGAUGCGGAGAGCCUCGCAGCAGCGGCUAGUGACGUACGCGAUCCUGGCGCUCCUCGUCCUCCACAGUCUGUACGUCCUCGCCUCGAAGCUGUUUGGUUGAGUCGAGGGCCACGUGUGCAACGACGACGAGUGCUUAAUC